Sciurus carolinensis (gray squirrel) is the source of this 3491-nucleotide messenger RNA. RefSeq names its product lysophosphatidylcholine acyltransferase 2 (gene Lpcat2). Gene Ontology annotation, cellular component: endoplasmic reticulum. Lineage: Eukaryota; Metazoa; Chordata; Mammalia; Rodentia; Sciuridae. The record is from RefSeq and is a predicted model, not a curated record. Gene Ontology annotation, molecular function: calcium ion binding; 1-acylglycerophosphocholine O-acyltransferase activity.
GGAGCGGCGCCUCGGGCUGGGACUGCGGAGGGCUGCGGCGGGGUCUUGGCCGCGAUCCUUGCCUAAGCGCUCGGUCUUCUCUCCCUUCGGGUCCCACGCCCAGCUCGGCCAUGAACCGGUGCAUCGAGGCGGCGGCGGUGGCGGCCACCGUGCCGGGCGCGGGCGUCGGGGCCGCGGAGCAGCGGCCGCCGAUGGUGCCUCGCCAGGCGUCCUUCUUCCCGCCGCCCGUGCCCAACCCCUUCGUACAGCAGACGCAGCUCAGCACCGCCCGGCGGGUGCAGAUUUUCCUUCUUGGAAUUAUCCUGCUUCCACUUCGGGCCUUUUUUAUUGUAUUGUUUCUCUUACUGUUGUGGCCAUUGGCUGCGAUCUUCACAGCUUGCUGUCCUGAGAAGCCAACUUACCCAGUGACUGAUUGGAGGAGGACGGUCAUUCAUUGGGCUUUGAAGCACCUGGGCCACGCACUCAUCUUCUCCAUGGGCCUCAUAGUGUCUGUGAAAGGAAAGAUGGCCAGCGUGUUGGAAGCACCCAUUUUGGUCGCGGCCCCUCAUUCGACCUUCUUUGAUGGGAUCACCUGUGUUCAGUGUGGGCUGCCCUCGCUGGUGUCUCGAAAAGAAAACGCACAGCUCCCUCUGGUCGGCGCUCUCUUACGGACCACACAGCCGGUGUUGGUGUCCCGGAUGGAUCCGGAUUCCCGAAAGAACACAAUAAAUGAAAUAGUCAAGCGAGCGACCUCCGGAGGGGAAUGGCCCCAGAUACUAGUUUUCCCAGAGGGUACUUGUACUAAUCGUUCCUGUUUGAUUACUUUUAAACCAGGAGCCUUCAUCCCCGGGGUCCCCGUGCAGCCCAUCCUCCUCAGAUACCCCAACAAGCUGGACACGGUGACCUGGACGUGGCAAGGGUAUACGUUCAUCCAGCUUUGUGUGCUAACUCUCUGCCAGCCCUUCACAAAGAUGGAACUGGAGUUUUUGCCUGUUCAAGUACCAAAUGAUGCAGAAAAAAGUGAUCCUGUCCUUUUUGCCAAUAGAGUCCGGAAUUUAAUGGCAGAAUCUCUGGGAAUACCAGUGACAGAUCAUACCUACGAAGACUGCAGGUUGAUGAUUUCGGCCGGAAAGCUGACAUUGCCCAUGGAAGCUGGGUUGGUGGAAUUUACUAAAAUUAGCCAGAAAUUAAAAUUAGAUUGGGAUGGCAUUCAUAAGCAUCUGGAUGAAUAUGCAUCUAUUGCACGUUCCUCAAAAGGUGGAAGAAUUGGGAUUGAAGAGUUUGGAUAUUUAAAAUUACCUGUUUCUGAUGUCUUGAGACAACUUUUCGCCCUCUUUGACAGGAACCACGAUGGCUCGAUUGACUUCAGAGAGUACGUGAUUGGCCUGGCCGUCUUGUGCCACCCGGCCAACACAGAGGAGAUCAUCCAGGUGGCAUUUAAGCUUUUUGAUAUUGACGAGGAUGGCUAUAUAACAGAGGAAGAGUUUUCCACCAUUCUGCAGGCUUCUCUUGGGCUGCCCAACCUCGAUGUUUCUGGGCUCUUCAAGGAGAUUGCCCAAGGAGACUCUGUCUCCUAUGAGGAAUUCAAACGUUUUGCCUUGAGACAUCCAGAAUAUGCUAAGAUAUUUACAACAUACUUAGACCUCCAGACUUGCCAUGUGUAUUCCUUGCCAAAUAAAGUCCAGACAACUCCCUCGGUUGCAAGUAACAAAGUCAGUCCUGAAAAUCACGAAGAUAGCACCUCGGACAAAAAAGACGACUGAAAGCAGUGUUCCCACGGAGAAAGCACAGUGGCUUUUACCAAGAUUAUAAAAGCACUUAUUGAUAGUAUUUUAAAUGUGCAUGUGAGUAAUGAUUUUUUAAAUGGGAAGCUUUUUUAUAAAAAUAAGACUUUCUUACUAAAAUUGCUUUUGUUAACCGGGCUAGAUGAAGUAAUAGUCCUUUUCUUUUAUAUUAUAUGAUGCUUUACUGGUUUGUUUUCCAGUGGUAAAUACUGCAUAUUUUUAUGGAUUUUCUAGUUUAAUCAGCAUAACCAAACGAAUACACUGGCCUUACUAGUUAUUGGUCAGCAAUAAUCAACACUGGAAAGAGCUUUAAAAUUACACUGUUUUAUCAACUUUCCUCUAAAAACCAGAAAUAUUAUGUUUUCUCUAAUUCCUUCCCUUUCCGAAAAUAAGAAGAGUCUGAGAAGCUUUGCAAAAUUUUAUAUCUUUCAGCUUCACAGAUUCAUUUUUCCAUCUAAAUUUCAUUUCUUGGAUCACUGACUAUGGGAAGGUAGGGCUCCCUUAACUAGACACAACUUCUUAAGAACUCAUUUUCUCUUUACCAUGCAUCUCUGUUGCAGAUUUCCUUAAACCCACUGUUAAGGAAAUCAUAUCUUUUUACAUGAUCUACACGGCUAGGACUUUGUUUUAAAGCUGACUGCUAUGUCCAGGGGCUAAGUGGGAAUUGCCUUAUUGAAGGUAACAUUGAUUGCCUAAUGAGAAAAUGAAUUGUUUGUCACAGAGUUGAAUUUAAUUUGGAUUGGAUGGUUCAGAAGGUAACACUUGUCUGAUAAAUAAAUCAGAUUUGUUCUAUUUAUGUGAUGGUAGAAUUAAUAUAUUUUAUCAUCCAAGAGGGAGUUUUAUUUUGUUAAGUGUCUUCUCAAAUUUUAGAGCUUGUCUGAAAUAUCUACAUGGAAAGCAUGAAGCUUCCAAAGUGUCACUGAAAGCCAGAGAAUUGAAAAACCUACUUUAUUAAUGCAAAACCACAAUUUAUGCCCCAGGCAAGAAUCCAACAGUAACAUUUCUUCUCCAGGUUAAGCAACAAUUUCCCUGAAGUGCCAUUUUAUUAGGUCUCAUGCAUGCAUAUUGCUAAUAUCACUUAUGUUUGAGAUUUUGAACAAAGAACCAAUUUAUUAAAAUAAUGUACAAAAUAGUUCAGUCCUAUUCUGAAUUCAGUCUUUGAAAUCAAACUCUUUGUUUUGGCUAUGUUUCAGAAUGUAGUAAUGAUUCACCCCCAAACUAUUUUUUAAAAGUCAUUUUUGAAGCUGAGAAGUCUCAUGAGAGUAUCAGAGAUUAUAUUUAACCAAGUAUCAUGAUUUUAAACUAGUUUUUACAUAUUAAGUAGUUAGUUUUCUAAUUUGAUAGGUAAAUAUGUAUUUGGAUAAUUGAAUACCAGAAAACUUCAUGCAUAAAUAUAUGUAAUUGUAUGUCUUAAAGCAUUUAGAAAGGUGUUAAGGUAAGUGGAAACAAUUGCUUAAGUAAAUUACUGAAUAAUAUUAAUAGCGUCUGUCAUGUGUGGUGAAUUUAUGUAAUACUCAGGUACCAUGAUAUUUUAUCAUGGAAAAAACAUAACUUUAUUAAUCAUUAAAGAACAGCAUUGCAAAUUAAAGACUUUCUUUCUGUAAGGCACUUAAAAAUGAUCCUGUCAUCUUUCUGUUUUAAAAUAAUGGUCUAUGCCCAUUACUUGCACUUUUGUGAAUGUAAUGUUACUAUUUUAUGAUCAUGUUGCUGAAUAAACAAACUUACCAC